Messenger RNA from Cercospora beticola, 2988 nucleotides. RefSeq lists its product as uncharacterized. The record is from RefSeq and is a predicted model, not a curated record. NCBI's taxonomy places the organism in Eukaryota, Fungi, Ascomycota, Dothideomycetes, Mycosphaerellales, Mycosphaerellaceae.
AUGAAGAUUCUGGUCUCGCUCUCGAUGUUGCCCGCGCUUGCGCUGGGAUGUACUGUGCAGCCUGAGUCUGUUUAUGACUCUUUCCUGAACCCACCAUUGGCCUUCCGACCCUUCUUCAGAUACUGGGUGCCAGAUGCUACAGCGUCUCCGGAAGUCAUUGCAAAAGACAUCGCUCUACUCAAAGAAGUUGGUGCCGGUGGUCUGGAACCCAUCGGCUUCUACAACUAUGGAGGCACGCAGUCUGACCCGGCUACAUCACGUGCAGACUGGUCCAAAUUUGGCUGGGGUACAGAGGCCUGGAUCAAUACUACUCGUACUGCAUUUCAGGCUGCAAAAGAUCACGGACUAUUGAUGGACUUUGCUCUUGGCCCGAAUCAAGGAUCUGGCGUCCCUGCGGAGCCCGAGACCGAGGGAUUACAGUACGAUCUCGUGCCAUUCAACGUCUGGAUUCCACUUGGUGGGUCUUUCAGUGGCAAGUUGCCCGGUUGGGGCUCUGGAAAGCUGGUCGCUGCCUCCACAGCACUGGUGCUUGAGCAGCAGCCUGUCAAUAUCUCGACGAACCCUGAUUUUCUCGGGACCGUUUAUACUAAUGGCACGAGACAUAUCCUGGAGACCCGGUCGCUUAAAGACGUGUCCGACGCUGUGGCUCAAGAUGGCAGCCUAAACAUUGAGUUUCCACACAACGAGACAGGGAUUGAACAUCGCCUUUUCGCUUUCUAUGAAAAGUUCUCCGGGUAUCGCGAGCAAAUCAGUCCGGAACGAAUCGUACAGGUCCCGCAGACGCCAGUAGGCAGCUACAUCCAAAAUGGAUCUUGGGUCAACGACCAUUUUUCUGUCGCAGGAGCUCAGCUUCUCAUCGACUUCUGGGAGAACACGAUGUUGGACGACGACCUUCGUCAAUUGCUUCGUGACGUCGGCAACUUGGCUUGGGAAGACAGCAUGGAAUUUGGUGCUGGGGUCGCCGUCUGGUGGACUCCAAACAUGCUACAGGCGUUUCAGUCCCUCAUUGGGUACGACUUCACGAAGUUUCUGCCACUGAUCUUCUCGCACGUGUCGCAGGACCCUGGCCCAUUGCCGUCGCCUGAUCAAUUCUUUACCAGCGAUGAUGAUGAGGGUCAACACUACUUGCACGACUAUUGGACGACGCUCACAGCACUAAAUCGAGUCUAUUUGGAUACAUUAUCAGAUUGGGCGAGGAACGGGCUGAACUGCAGGUACAGCGCACAAGUCGUCUACAACCUUCCGAUGGAAAUGGCAGCCAACGUCCCCGCAGUCGAUGUUCCGGAGUCGAACUUGGCUGGACUGAAUAUCGUCAGCAACGAAUUAGGAGCCGAGUAUGCGGCAGCAUAUACGCAAACGCUUCCAGAGCUCAUUUCUGAUGUUAAACGCUCCAUCAUGGGAGGCGCCAACAGAAUGGUCUACCACGGAUAUCCAUACUCUGGCAACUAUCCCAACACCAGUUGGCCCGGCUAUACAACAUUCUAUUAUCGCUUCUCCUCCAUGCACGGACCGCGGCAACCGGCCUGGGAGUAUUAUAACGACUACAUGAGCUGGACGUCAAGAAUGCAGCCCAUAGCUCAAAGUGGUGUGCCAAAGAUGGAUGUAGCAUUCUGGAUCCAUGAUUUGACAACAUAUAUCACUUUGCCGAAGUACAAUGUGUCAGAAAUGGACAAAAUUGGUUUCACCUACGAAUAUAUCAGCCCGAGCAAUUUCGAUCUGAGCAACGCCUACGUCAGACAUGGCGUUCUGGCUCCAGAUCGCCAGGCUUUCAAGGCUCUUGUGAUUCGCAGAAAUGACACCAUGACCUUACUCGGGGCACAGAGAGUUGCAGAGUGGGCUUUGCAAGGGCUCAAAGUAGUCUUUGUUGGAGGACUUCCCCAGCAGGUGUCAACCCAUUCUGAACAGAAGAACCGUAUCGAAAUCGCAUCUAUUCUUCAACGGAUGGCGAAUCUGCAUAACUUCUUUGUUGUCCCCGAAAACGACCUUGCCGAGUCUCUUCGAUCGGUCGUUGGUCUGACGCCCAAAGCUUUGGUGUCGACCGAAGGGCUGUGGCAGACCUACUGGCGGGAGGAUGAGAACGAACGUCGGAUCACAGUGAUCCUGUACAACGACGCCGUCGGAAGACCUCAUGGAGAGGGCACCUCAAACGGAACGGUUCGGUUUGCCGUGCAAGGUGCUCCUUAUUUGUACGACGGAUGGACCGGAACGUCGAUCGCCGUGCGGACUUGUCGAGUGAGUGACGAUGGCAUCACGAUCCCCCUCACUAUUGCAGGCAACCAAACCUUGAUUCUGGCUUUCCACAAGGACGAAACCCCUCGUUGCGAAUGCUUCGGUCUUCCACCAGGCGUGUCGUUGCAUGAUACGACAGAAGGGAACGUGCUUCGAGUUCAGAACCGCGAGACUGCUCGAGACUUGAAGCUGCUUGAUGGACGAGUGAUUCAGCUCGAAGCCGCUCCCCAUGCUCUCGAACUAGAGAAUUGGACUCUCAUUGUCGAAUCUUGGCUACCUCCCAACGCCUCUCGCACUGGAUCUGACGACUCCUACGAUUCAUUGAAAACGAAUGAGACAUUCCAGAUAACAGAGCUGAAGUCUUGGUCUACGAUUUCUAAUACUCUUCGAAAUACGUCCGGUCGUGGCUUCUACACAGCUUCGUUCGACUGGCCAUUGUCUGGAGCACGGUCGAAUGGUGCUGAGAUUGAUCUUGGCUUUAUUCUUCACACUGCCCGGGUGUGGAUCAACGAUAAUCAGCUGCCGCCUCUCGAUCCCACGGCGCCGAGCUGCGAUAUCAGUGAGUACUUGCGUGUUGGAAGCAAUGAGGUCAGAGUUGUGGUGUCUACGACACUUGGAGGAGCCGUUAGGGAGCACUGGACGAGCAUAAUGGUUGAAGGAGCUCCAGUAACAAUGACUGCUUUACCUCCUGAUGAGCAAAUGCAAGGGUUGGUUGCUCCGGUGAAUAUUAUUCCCUACAGCGUCACCAUAGUAUCAUGA